Molecule: messenger RNA, 4889 nt
Organism: Tyto alba (common barn owl)
Lineage: Eukaryota; Metazoa; Chordata; Aves; Strigiformes; Tytonidae
Gene: TMEM45A
Product: transmembrane protein 45A
Exons: 6
Coding region: 183-1010 (275 amino acids)
Source: RefSeq, a predicted model, not a curated record
GGCCGCGCCGCGAACAUCUGGGGCAGCCGCGGCGCAUCCUCCUCCGGCGGCCGCAGCUGGAGGGUUCCGCGGCCGCGGGGCUGGCCCGGGCCGGCGGUGAAAGCCCCCGGAGGGGGCGAGGGCAGGCGGAGGAAGAGGCUGCGAGGGAGAAGGGAGGCGUAGGUAUCGCCUAGCAGAAAACCAUGGGCAAUUUCAAAGGGCAUGCCCUCCCUGGAAGCUUUUUCCUUCUUUUUGGCUUGUGGUGGUCAGUGAAGUAUCCACUGAAGUACGCCUGUCGAAAAAACAAGAACGUUUGCUACCUUGGUUCCAGGGCAGGAUUUCAGCGCCUGGAGUUUGUUGAGGGGAUCAUCAAAGCUGUCUUUGCCCUGAUUGGAAUGGUGGCUGAGCAGUUUGUUCCCGAUGGACCUCACCUGAAGUUGUAUAAUUAUGAGGAAAAGCACUGGGAUCACUUGAUGAACUGGCAACAUGCCACCAUGUACCUCUUCUAUGGCAUUUCAGGGUUGGUUGACAUCGUGGCUCAUGGGACCAACGCAUUGCCAGUGGCCAUGGACAGGAUGAUGCUUUCCUUGGCAGUGUUUAUUGAAGGUUUUCUCUUUUGCUACCAUCUUCAUGGGAGAGCCAUGCUGGAUGUUCAUGUCCAUCAGUUACUGCUAUUUGCUAUCUUUGGAGCUGCUAUUUGCAUAUUUUUGGAAGUUUUCUUCCGCGGCAGUAUUGUGCUAGAGAUGCUCCGUACAAGUCUCUGCAUAUUACAAGGCAGCUGGUUCUGGCAGAUUGGUUUUGUGCUUUAUCCUCCAAAUGGGAGUCCAGAGUGGAAUCAGACGGAUCAUACUAAUAUGAUGUUCCUGACCAUGUGCUAUUGCUGGCAUUACGCCUUUGCUUUUCUUAUACUUGCAGUGAAUUACACAAUCGUCAGCUGGGCAGUUCGUUCAAAGGUUAAACAGUCCCAGUCCAUGGAAAUGGGUUUACUGAAAACAUCCGAGAGAGAUCAGGAGUCAGAAGAUGAAAUGUAGUAUGGAUAUAACUUGACUAGUUUACCCGUUAUACUGUUCAGCUAAUUGAUACCUCAUUUCUAGAUUUGUUUGCCAUGUUAUUCAUUCUUUACUACAACUUGUUAUGCAAAUAUCAUCCCCCAAGUACUGUCUGCAUCUACACAGUUACGUCUUUAUUUGCAAAGGGUAAGUGUGGUAUCGAUUUGUGGUGGUUGCACUAGUACCUUGCUUAUCACAUGCUUCAAAGAAAAUCAGACUAAUAUUAGACAGACUUGGACUGGAUGAGGUGGCAUGAUGAAGUCUCUGUGUUUGCCUCAUUAAAAGCUAAGCAAAAUGUUUUCCAGCUGCUGCUGGAUGGACUGUUAAAUUUCCAUAAUUAAGGUGUCCAAAUAAGCGUGUUUGUUGCCCUGCAAGUAACUGUGCAUAAAUAACUGUGCAGACCUGGAAAAACAGUAGAACAAGAUAAAAAAAAAAAUCAGAGUCUUGCAUCUGUCUUGCAUAAGACCUUCAUGUCUCUGCUCAUGGCUUUAUGUUAAAUGGAAAGAACUACUCACUGCAAACCCAUUCAGCAUUUCCUUGAAGAGUGUGUAGUAUGUUCUCUCCUGUAGAGACACUAUUAAUCUUGGUAGGACCAAAGAGGUGUAUGAUGAUCACAAGGCAUUUCAGCUAUUCAUUCUCAUGCCUAGAUAGUCCAUUCUCUUUGCUAUCAUUUGACUUCAAACGACAGCGAUGUUACUGUUUUCCCUCGGUGCCUGGAGCAACUUCUUUUCCAGAAAGACUGAGGGGUGUCCAGUGGGGCAGUGCCUGGCCACAAGGCCAGUUUUUUUCCCUAAGUUAUUUCCUUUCCUUUGGUGAAAUUUGGUGGAAUUUCAUCAGGGUUCAUAGCAGACGUGCAACUGGAUCCCACGCCUGGGUCAGGAGCGGGUAAUGCUGAUUUGCAGGCAGGAUGAGAUGGAUUUGCAUCCUUCUCCCUGUGUUGCCACUGCAAGCGCUGGGCAGCCUGCGCAGUGCUGCAUGGUGAGCUGUGGGAAGGCAGAUAUUGCCUUCAUAGCAGCUCCCAUGCCCAGCUAUCCACAGCAGUGAGUGACUUAAAAAAAAAUAUAUAUAUAUAUAUAUUUUUUUUACACUGUAUUUAUUUUCUCCACUAAAACUGAAGUUAUGAUCCAGUGAAAAAGAGUGUGCCCUCUCCAGUGAUCAGUGUUGCUUGGGAUGAUCUCCACCCUCAACAGAAGGGAAAUAACUGAUAUGUGGCAAAAGACAUCAGAAAAUGAUGUUGUAUAUAAGCACACCUCCCCUACAAGAUGGACUUCUGAAGCAUCACUCUGGCUCUAAUACAUCUUUCGAAAGCCUUGCAUGGGCAGCUGGGCAGGAGGGAUCACUUGCUGCGCCACUGCUCUGCUCUCCAGAGGGCUGAGCACAGGACGCACGCUGGUGGCCACGGGCCGUUUGGUGUAUCCGUCCCGGGUAAGGUGAUCGUUCUGGAAAACAGCCCUUCCUUUUAGAACACCUUCUAAAAAAUAUUAUUUUCUAAUUAUUUUCAGAAACAGGCUGGUGCAGGACAACAAAUUCUGUUCAAGUAGUACCAGUGCGUCGGGUUUGGUGCUGCAGAAGUGUAUUCCUUCUACUAGAAUAGUUUUAGAUGCUCCUAAGGGAAUGCAGAGCUGGACUCAGGUAGAUGAACAAGAGCUGUAGGAUUUGGUCUCUCUACUUUUGAGUUUCCCCUAUAUUUUUUUCAGUGAGAACCAAAAAAUAAGUCGCAUAAAAUUAUUAAUUGCAGUAAGCUGAUUGCUUAAAAAGACAAGCAAUAAAAUAGUUUAUAGCUCAAAGGGAUCCCAGGACUCAGGAAAAAAAUUAAAGGCUUUUUCUAAAGCUCCUUCACCUUCAAUGCAACAAUGCACAUUCACUUAAUUUUUAGGACCUACAUUUUACCUUCUGUUUUUCAAGGACCACUUUCCUUAGCUGUACAUACUGUUAAUUCCGAAUUUUAGACCACCAGGCUUACCAAUGCCUUUCCAAAAUCAGUGAGGUCCUUUAUUCUGAAGGAGAUCUUCAGAAAGUACUUUGCUCCUCAUAGGCAGAAACAAUGCAAGUUUCUUCACUGCAUUUCUUGAUAAAUUGCAUUUAAUACUGUACAAAUAUUAAGGUGCUGUAUCUCUAAACUAAAGGGAUAACCUAAGCAGGAAGAAAAGCAUGACAAACUGGAUGAGCUUUGCUAUGUCCUUUUAGAAAACUUCAGUUGGUAAUUUUUAAAAAUUAUUUUAGAUCUUUAUCUUGUAUUGUGAAGUGACACUUGUAACCAGGUGUCAGAUUAUCCAGAUGAAUCUAUUUCAGAAAGCAAGAAUAGUUGGCUUACAGGCAUUUUUAUGUUUAGAAAUGUAAAACAGGAAACUGCAGAUGCAUAACCAAAGAUCACCACUUUUCUUAAUAAUUAUUUGCCCUUCUUCAGUGCCUUUCUCUGAAGGGUCUUGGAGAUUUUGGCAAACUUCAAUGAAGUCUGUCUCAGGACAUUCUUGUAAACUAGGUAUCAGUAUGGCAUUUUUAUAUCUCUGUGUCUCAGCUUUGCAGUGGUCUCACUGUAAACUCUGAAUUAAUUGAUAUUUACUCUGUUCUGCAAAUCUACGACUUGAGUUUCAUUACCGUGGUUCCAUUAAAAUCACAUUUUCUGUUGGCAUAAGCCAGAAGGAGGUUCCACGGCCUUGCUGAGGAGCUUGCCUGUUAAUUUCAGCAGGAAUAAAUUGACCAAACGCAGUGUGUCAUUACACCCAGCUAUAAUCUUACCUUCAUUGCGCCACAUUACUCUUGUCUCUAAAUUUUUGAGAUUUUUUUAAAGGGCAGGGUUUUUUUCCUGUUAGCAUGGUUGGGUUAUAAAGCUUCUGCAGUGUUGGGCAGUGAAGACAAUAGUUAUGUAUCAAAGUGAGUUUGGGGAUUAUUACAAAAGUCUGUCGUGAUAAGCCAAAAUCAGUUGACGAAGUGAGCCUCAUGGGACUCAAUAACCUGAGUGAGCUGUGAACGUGGAAGAUUCUUAGCAAACUCUCCUUUUGAAAAAACUGCUUUUUCAGAAACAGAAAAGUGCCAGUACCCAAACGCGACGGCCGGAGGAGCGUCUGCCUGCCUGGUUCCUCCUGUGACCGCCUCAGCCCGGUCCUUACCCACAUCCCGCAGUGGCUGUAGGUCUGUGCGUUUUCUUGGGAGAAAACCUGAGCAGGACUCAGCCUGCUGAGAGGUAUCCCAUAUGACUUCCUCUGUCUCCCUGCUGUGAAUCUCCCGUAGAUGAUCAGACAAUUGAUGGAAUAAGUCCAUCAGACCCAUCUGAUGGUUUUGGUGCAACCAUGCUUAGCAAAAAGAUGCCUUUAAAGAAGCCCAACCUGGAGGCGGAUGCAGUCUGUGACACAAAGCUGUAGGGCAGGCUUCUCACAAAAACUCUCUCUUCACAUAAAAGAAGGUGGCAUUGCAUUAUUAAGCUCGAAGAAAUGCAAGGAAAAACAGAUCCUGAAACCUCAAAGAAACAGAUGUUGGAUUUAAUUUUCAAAACUUACAGUACACACAGAGUGAGUAUCACAGUGGGGUUUUGUGCCUGAUGUUUUUUUGGUGCCACAAAGUAAAGAAACACCCCAUUUCAGGGUGGGUUUUUGCUACGCAAGAUACCUGACCCACUCUUCUCAAAAGGUACAAUUUUCAGCAUUUUGCUAGUAACAGAUUUUGCUUGAGUUGAAUGAGUGGAGAGAAGUCUGACAAGUUUACAAAUGCCGCUCAGAAAAAGGUAGCUGCUCUCAAGAAAAUUUAAAUUAUUGUUAAAUAUCGGUGCCUUUGAAAAACUAUAUGGUAGUUUAUAAUAGACAAGAUAUGCCUGUAAUUUUAUUUAAAUAAAAAUGAUUUAUUCAUAUAAGAGGUCUGUCAUGU